This is a messenger RNA of Raphanus sativus (radish), 1209 nucleotides long. RefSeq names its product WAT1-related protein At5g07050. The record is from RefSeq and is a predicted model, not a curated record. Bases 1 to 1209 code for a protein of 402 amino acids. Gene Ontology annotation, cellular component: plasma membrane. The transcript is spliced from 7 exons. Lineage: Eukaryota; Viridiplantae; Streptophyta; Magnoliopsida; Brassicales; Brassicaceae. Gene Ontology annotation, molecular function: transmembrane transporter activity.
AUGUCGAUGGAGAAGCUUAGUUGCUCUGAAAGCUUCCUCAAAAGUUCUAAGCCCUACUUCGCCAUGAUAUCUCUCCAGUUUGGCUACGCCGGCAUGAACAUAAUUACCAAAAUAUCCCUCAACACCGGUAUGAGCCACUACGUCCUUGUCGUCUACCGCCAUGCAAUCGCCACCGCCGUUAUUGCUCCCUUCGCUUUCUUCUUUGAAAGGAAAGCUCAGCCGAAAAUAACAUUCACCAUUUUCAUGCAACUAUUCAUUCUCGGCCUUCUUGGGCCCGUGAUCGACCAAAACUUCUACUAUAUGGGGUUGAAAUAUACGUCCCCCACGUUCUCGUGCGCCAUGAGCAACAUGCUUCCGGCCAUGACCUUUAUCUUGGCCGUACUAUUCCGGAUGGAGAUGUUGGACGUGAAGAAACUGUGGUGCCAGGCGAAAAUAGCCGGAACGGUGGUGACGGUAGCCGGAGCCAUGCUAAUGACAAUUUACAAGGGACCCAUCGUUGAGCUGUUUUGGACCAAACAUAUGCAUCAACAACAUACUACCGACACGACGCCGUCUAGCAACUCAAAUGAUAGUAAGGAUUUUCUCAAAGGCUCCAUCCUCCUCAUCUUUGCUACCCUCGCAUGGGCCUCCCUCUUCGUUCUACAGGCGAAAAUACUAAAGACGUACUCGAAGCAUCAGCUUACUUUAACAACACUAGUUUGCUUCAUCGGAACAUUACAAGCAGUUGCUGUGACGUUUGUCAUGGAACACAAUCCAUCCGUUUGGAGAAUUGGCUGGGACAUGAACCUCCUUGCCGCCGCUUACUCUGGGAUCGUUGCAUCAAGUAUCUCAUACUAUGUGCAAGGGAUAGUGAUGAAGAAAAGAGGACCUGUGUUUGCUACUGCCUUUAGUCCUCUAAUGAUGGUUAUUGUUGCAAUCAUGGGUUCUUUUGUCUUGGCAGAAAAGAUCUUCCUUGGAGGGGUGGUUGGAGCGGUACUUAUUGUAAUUGGACUGUAUGCGGUUUUGUGGGGAAAGCAAAAGGAAAAUGAAGUAACUCAUUGUGAGAUGUUAGAACCCACCAAAAAUAUUGACCCGAGUAGUAAAGUAAUUGAGGAUGUGGAAGCUAAAAAUGGAACUGAAAUGAAAUAUUCGGACUCUAUGCUUUCAACGAUUGUAAUCAGCACUCCAGCAUCGGAAACAACUUUGAAGAAAACUACCCAAGAGCCGUGA